CUUCCUUCAAACGUCUCUUCCUUCGUCACUAUGGCUGCCUCUUUUGCAACUCUUCAAGUGCUUUUCUUAGUAUGGUUCCUUCCUGCUACCUUCAGUUUAAGCGUCUUCUUCUUCAAAGCAGAGUCAAUCUCAAAUAUCUCUUGCAAUGAAAAAGACAAGCAAGCCCUUCUAACCCUCAAACGUGGUCUCACUGAUCAUGAACACGUCCUGUUGUCCUGGUCUGACCAUAAAGAUUGCUGUAUAUGGGACGGAGUUUUCUGCGACAUUAAAACUGGUCGAGUCUCUGAGCUCCACCUCAAUAAUUUGAGGUUAGGCGGUGAGAUUAGUGGUUCGUUGCUCCAAUUAGAACAAUUGAACUACUUGUAUUUGAGUUACAAUGACUUUAAUUGUACUCCGAUCCCAACUUUCCUUGGUUCAAUGCUUAGUCUCAUAGUUCUUGACCUCUCAGACGCUAACUUCUGUGGACUCAUUCCACAUCAGCUUGGGAACCUUUCAAGCCUUCGCUAUCUGUCUCUUGGAAAUAAUUCUGGCCUCUAUGUAGAUAACCUUCAUUGGAUGUCUGGUCUCUCUGCCAUUCGAUACCUUGACCUGAGCUCAGCUGACCUUCACAGAGAAGUUGAUUGGCUUCAAAUAAUGAGUAAGUUCCCAUCUCUUUUGGAUCUAUACUUGGCUGAUUGUCAGCUUGAUAGCCUAAAUCCGUCUCUUGGAUUUGUCAAUUUCACGUCUCUUCGUUUCCUUUAUCUUCUUGGAAAUCAUUUCAAUCAUGAGAUACCUAAUUGGUUCUCUAAUCUCAGUACAACCCUCUUAAGGCUUGACCUGACCUACAAUUCUUUGAAAGGCGAUAUACCGCCUAGCAUCUUCAAUUUAGAGAAAUUGGAAUAUCUAUCCUUGUUUUCCAAUAAGCUAACUGAACAAAUUCCAGAGCCGUUAGGCCAACUUAAGCAUCUAACGUAUCUUGAUCUUGGACAUAAUUCUUUAAAUGGUCCUAUACCUUCUUCCAUUGGGAAUUUAUCUCGUAUAAUAACAUUAUACCUCGACCAAAAUCAGUUGAAUGGCACCAUUCCAAAGAGUCUUGGGCUUCUCUCUAAGUUAGAGGUGUUGUAUGUUGGAAAAAAUUCUUUAACAGGUACCAUAGAUGAAGGGCAUUUUAGAAAACUCUCAAAAUUAAAGAAGCUCUAUAUGUCCGAAGCAAGUUUGUUCUUUAAUGUCAAUUCCAAUUGGGUUCCCCCCUUCCAACUUAACUAUGCCUCCAUGAGCUCAAUCAAGAUAGGUCCUAAUUUUCCUUCGUGGCUACAAUCACAAAGAUCCCUCAGUUUUUUAGAUAUGUCCAUGUCAGGAAUUUCAGGCAAAGCUCCAAGUUGGUUUUGGAAUUGGACUUUAAACAUUACAGGUAUCAAUCUCUCUAACAACCACAUAGAAUGUGAUGUAUCAGACAUUUUUCUGAGUUCUACUGUCAAAGUGCUCAAUAUAGCUAACAACUCAUUUUAUGGACCCAUUUCUACUUUCUUAUGCCAAAAGAAAAUUAGAAACAAUAAAUUGGAGGUUUUAGAUGCAUCAAACAAUCUCUUAGUAGGAGAACUUUCUCACUGCUGGAAGUAUUGGCAGUCUUUGAUCCAUUUAAGCUUAGGGAGCAAUAAUCUACUAGGUAGAAUUCCCUACUCCAUGGGGGCUUUAGUUAACCUCCAAUCACUGCGUUUACAAAACAAUAGCAUCUAUGGAGAUAUUCCUUCAUCGUUGAAAAAAUGCUCAAAUCUGAGGCUCAUUGAUAUGGGUGAUAAUCAUCUAUCCAUCAUACCACUAUGGAUUGGAGAAAUGAAAAAUCUUUUAAUUCUCCGUCUAAGAUCAAGUGAAUUCAAGGGUUGUAUACCUCGACAAAUAUGCCAACUUUCUUCUCUUAGAGUAUUAGAUCUUGCCAAUAAUAGCCUAUCAGGAUCCAUACCAAACUGCUUGAAAAAUAUUAGCUCCAUGGCAUUACCAAAUUCCUAUGAUAUUUCAUUUUCUUAUUUUAUGUCUUUUAUAGAAUCACUUAUAUAUGUUGAUAAUGUUCAGUUGGUUCCCAAAGGGAAAGAAAUGGAAUACAAAGAGAAUGUUAAACUAGUUAGGCUCAUAGACCUUUCAAGUAACAACUUAUCCGGAUCAAUCCCUACUGAAAUUUCAGAUCUUUCCGAAUUACGUUUUUUGAAUUUGUCUCGAAAUCAUUUGAUGGGAAAGAUACCAGAAAAAAUUGGGAGUAUGAAAGAGUUAGAGUCAGUUGAUCUCUCACGAAAUCAUUUAUCAGGUGAAAUUCCUCCAAGCAUGUCUAAUUUGACAUUUCUUAGUCUCUUGGACUUGUCAUACAAUAACUUCUCAGGUAGAAUUCCUUCAAGCACCCAGCUUCAAUCAUUUGAUGCCCUUAGGUACAUUGGAAAUCCUCAGUUAUGUGGUGAUCCUCUUCCAAAAAGCUGCACAAUUGAGGAACAAUCUUUGAAUAGAUCACCAAUUGGUAGUGUUGAAGAUGAUUCUAAAAACUCUAGCUUCUACAUUGGUAUGGGAGUUGGAUUCACAAUUGGCUUUUGGGCAAUUUGUGGAGCUCUCUUCUUUAAUAGGACUUGGAGGCAUGCUUAUUUUAGAUUUGCCGAUGAAGUAAAAGAUUGGAUUUAUGUGACUACAAUGAUAAAGAUGAAUUUAUUGGAAAAGCUAAGAGCCUACCUUAGUAAGUGAGGCAUCGUUAUCUGGCCAAAAGGCUAUGAAAACUCUUGCAAUCCAUGACAAUUACAGUUAGAAGCAGACAUAAAUAAAUUGUUUCUAUAUACCAGGGAUGUUGAUGAGGCAAAAGCAGAAGAGAAAUGGCUUGUAAAGCCUCUCUUGCUGAUCAAUAGAAGUAGGUCCAAGAAAACAUUCAUGCUCAGAUUAAAAGUUUCUCCACGUAUAGAUGAAAUUCUUCUGCCUCAUACUAAAAUAAUAGGUGAGGCACAAGAACUGCCUCCAAACCAAUAGCUGCUCCUUGUCAGAGUGGCCUUGAUUUUGCUGUUGGCAGGAAUGGCCAACCUACUAAUCGUCCUGAUGCACAAUAUCAAAGAAGCUAAAAGUUGGAUGGAAGUCAGGCAAUCAUUAAAAUCAAGUUAUGUUAGACUUGAACAUCUAGCUACAAUUGUUUGGAAAGGAAUGCUGAUGAGGUAAAUGCAGAGAUCAUAGAAUGGCUAGUAAAGCCUCUAUUGUUGAUCAACAGAGCCAACUCCAAGAAAAUGUCCAUGCUCAGAUUAAAAGUUUCUCCAUGACUAUGGAUGAAAUUCUUAUUCUUGAUAGUAGAAGGAUAAGUGAUGCAUAUGAAUUGCCUUAACAACCAAUAGCUACUCCUCAUUGGAGUGGCCUUGGUUUUGCUAUUCGCAAGAAUGGCCAACCUACUGACUGUCCUGGACCUCAUUGUUACAAGCUUGAUAUUAAGCCAUCUCAAAUGCCACAAAAGGAAGCCAGGCGCUAGCCAAGGAUUAUAUUUAGAUGGUUAAAGUGAAACUGAUGUUGGUGCUAUCAUGGCCUUCUAGCCAAGUGUAGUAUACUCUACCAGCAUGCUAUAGAUUACAUUCCUAGAUACCCAAGUUGAUGUGCAAAACAUAUAUAAGAUAACAAGGUAUGAUGGAAUUGUGAUCAAUGCCCAACAUUGGGGUUUUGGUGGCUACUAGGGUACUUCAUAAUGAAGAAGCACUGUUAGACUACAGAAUGAGCAACUUAAAGCGAUGACACAUGAUAUGCUCCAAUGUAUGAAGAGGACCAAAGGAGAUGGAGCUUCGUGUAUGUUGAUUAGCAAUAAUUUUAUUCCACACCUUCUCACACUGGUGUACUUUUUCCAUGUUUAUUAGUUAGCAAUCAUAUUUUUCAUUUAAUUGUUUUGAAGCUGCAAUCGCCAAUCUUUGUAAAUUACAUAGUUAUGGCAUCUAGAUGAAGAUUGUACU
Quercus lobata is the source of this 3929-nucleotide messenger RNA. Its product is annotated as receptor-like protein EIX2. The coding region runs from base 31 to 2700 and encodes 889 amino acids. NCBI's taxonomy places the organism in Eukaryota, Viridiplantae, Streptophyta, Magnoliopsida, Fagales, Fagaceae. Gene Ontology annotation, molecular function: protein binding. The transcript is spliced from 6 exons. The record is from RefSeq and is a predicted model, not a curated record.